This is a messenger RNA of Culex quinquefasciatus (southern house mosquito), 723 nucleotides long. Its product is annotated as growth/differentiation factor 8. The annotation marks the transcript as partial. Gene Ontology annotation, molecular function: cytokine activity; growth factor activity. The transcript has 2 exons. NCBI's taxonomy places the organism in Eukaryota, Metazoa, Arthropoda, Insecta, Diptera, Culicidae. Gene Ontology annotation, biological process: SMAD protein signal transduction. The record is from RefSeq and is a predicted model, not a curated record. Gene Ontology annotation, cellular component: extracellular region.
UUGCAAUUUUCUUUAACUAUUAUUUACCUUAUUAAUCUAACUCUUGAUUAUCAGACCCCCUACAUCGAGAUCGAGUUCCGUGACGCACCGAAAAAACGCAUCAAGCGGAACCUGUCGCUGGACUGCGAGGAGAACGACAACGAGACCCGCUGCUGCCGGUACCCGCUGACGGUGGACUUUGAAAAGUUCGGCUGGGACUGGAUCAUCGCGCCGAAGCGGUACGAAGCUUCCUACUGCGCCGGCGAGUGCAUGCUGAGCUUCCUGCCCAAGUACGAGCACACCCACGUGAUGCAGCUCAGCACGUCGGCCAUCCCGUGCUGCUCGCCGAAAAAGAUGAGCCCCAUCAAGCUGCUGUACUUCGAUCUGAGCUACCGCGUGAUUUACUCGACCAUACCGAACAUGAUUGUGGAAAAGUGCAGUUGUUCCUAAAAGCAGUCGAAAAUUUGGAGAAAAAAAAUUUCUUUUCGGUUUAAAGAUAGCUAAAGAAAAAAGUGCAAGAAUCUAUGAGUCUGAUUUGGGAUCUUACAAUUCGAAUUACAAGAACUAAAUUAUGAACUUGCAAUUAAAAAUCGACGCAACGGGUGAUACGCGAAAUUCUCGAAACGGAACGGACAAUCUGAAAUUUUAGGCUUACUCGACUUAACAAAAAAAUAAAUGAGAAAAUUUAAACUAUUGGAUCGCUUCUAGGAUUUUGAUUUUGUGAUAACUGUUUCUACUAAAAAA